UAUAUAAAGAUAUUUCGUGUACUUGUAGAUUAUUUGGGCAUCUAAUGUAAUAAACGAACUAUUUGAGAAGUUCUCAAUGAAAUAUUGUACACAUUUACGCGGAUAUUAAUUUGUACAUUAACUGAAGAUCUUAUUUCGUUUUGGCAGCGACAGUAUGGUUAGAUACACAGAAUUUGGAACUGGGCAUACUCAAGCAAUUGUUGGGGAGAAACUAAAACCUAUGACAGCACCAUAUGACCCAAGAUUCCCAAAUCAAAACCAGACAAGAUAUUGUUUCACUAGUUUCGUGGAUUUUCAACGUUGUAAGAAUCGUCAUAGCGAACAGUAUGAGGCUUGUCAAUACUUCCAAAAAGUAUACAGGGCAAUGUGUCCGAACGCUUGGUUAGAAAAAUGGGAAGAACAACUUGAAAGUGGAACAUUUCCAGCAAAACUGGAUUAAUACAUCAAAGGCACUGUAUUGUGAUUGCCUCCUUAGUAACAUUCUUUAUAUGACAACAGGAGUUUUGAAAUUCUACCUGUUUGUAAAAUAAUCUUGAAUAAAUUAAUGUUAGUUUAAUUUUUAUUAA
This is a messenger RNA of Ceratina calcarata, 566 nucleotides long. RefSeq names its product cytochrome c oxidase subunit 6b-2-like. The transcript has 3 exons. Gene Ontology annotation, cellular component: respiratory chain complex IV; mitochondrion. The coding region runs from base 155 to 439 and encodes 94 amino acids. The record is from RefSeq and is a predicted model, not a curated record. Lineage: Eukaryota; Metazoa; Arthropoda; Insecta; Hymenoptera; Apidae.